Saccostrea cuccullata (small rock oyster) is the source of this 1245-nucleotide messenger RNA. RefSeq lists its product as uncharacterized. The coding region runs from base 86 to 1054 and encodes 322 amino acids. Gene Ontology annotation, biological process: adenylate cyclase-activating G protein-coupled receptor signaling pathway. The record is from RefSeq and is a predicted model, not a curated record. Lineage: Eukaryota; Metazoa; Mollusca; Bivalvia; Ostreida; Ostreidae. Gene Ontology annotation, cellular component: plasma membrane. The transcript is spliced from 2 exons. Gene Ontology annotation, molecular function: G protein-coupled receptor activity.
GUUAUCAAUGGACACGAAAAUCAUCCUUUCAUAGUUUAUAUUAAACUCAUUUGAUUUAAAAAAAAAAAAAAGAAUAUUUAUUGUUAUGGAGAAUAACACGUGGUCCGAGGCGCCGAGUGAUGGUUAUAGUUUGCCGGUAUAUGGACUUACCGAAGGACAUUUCUACACGCUCCAUAUUCCCGCACUAUCAUGUAUUUUCCUUAGUUUUGCUUCCGCGGUACUAACCAUGGUGCUCAGCUUCCGCCAAAAGUCGUACAAAACUUUCUUCUCGUGGUCCAAAAGCGAGAGAUUUGUGGUAUACCUGGCAAUCUGUGACGCUGCUUUCAAUCUGGCUCAUAGCAUGGAUCACCUUCAUAUUCUAAUAACGAAAAACCACGUAUAUCCCAAGGAGUUGUGCGAGUUCUAUGGUUUUAUGCUGGCUGAGUUUAUAACUGCUCAAAACCUGAUGGUUAAUAUCAUUGCAGUUAAUGCAUUUGUGCUGAUAUUACUUAACAAACAGAUUGACUUUGGUAUUAAAGAUUAUCGCUUGUUACUAUGGACAUUUGGAACUCCUUUUAUUUGUGCCACAGUUGCAGGAAUUGCAGGGCAGCUUGGACCCAAUGGAUCAUUCUGCUAUUUUGACGGAGUAAAGGGAACGGUAGCUAACUUCCUGUUUACGACUGUUCCACUGACGAUAAUACUGGUCCUCAACUCCAUUCUCUACAGCAUGACGCUCAGAAACAUAUACCUCAAAGAGAAGGAGCUGAAAAAGACGCUGGGCAAGCAGGCGUUAACAACCAGAAUGAGGCACGCCGCCGCGCGCGCCAUGUCCGUAUUCGUGCUUGUAUUCCUCAUCCAGUGGUGGGCUAUGGCUGUUUACGGACUCUGGUCCUUUAUAGAACCAGAAGCUGUUCCAGCCCCGAUUUAUCACUUGGUAACAACUUUCUCAAACGUUGGAGGAAUUUUGAAUUUCGGUGUUUAUUUAUACAUCAGAAGAAGACUACUUCCUUUUCAGACACCUCGAGUACAAUCGUCGAUUCGCGGGGAAGAAUUCUCUGGGCCGGUGCACUUGUAAUGAGCUAUCAAAUUAUUAUACAUGAAAUGUGAUGAUCAAGAACAGAAGUCAAACUCAAAAGUCCAUUAAAACAAAACACAUUUGGAGAGGAGAAAAACAUCAGAGGUGGGAUCAGGUGCCAAGGAGGAGUAGGCAUCUCCUGUUCUACACCAGUCACAUCCGCCGUGUGUUCCUCCUCAUGAUCGGGCAAA